AUGACGGAUAUAUCACAGAUAGCGAACAAGCUUCCAGGCGUCUUGACUAAUCUGCAACCCCUCGGUCCGGGUAUAAAGGAGAGCCCAGAGUUUCCAGGCAUGCCGGAUCCCUGCGCGGGGCCCAAGCGGAUGACGGGUGUGGAGGACAUCCUCUGUAUGAAACCCCCGACAUUCCUGCCGGAUUACAAGAACCCCUGUUGGCUCGAUGGCAACACGUUCCGCUGCCUUCCAUACUUCCAACUGAUCGGAAUGUGCAAGAGCGCAACUUCCGACUUAUUCAAGCGUCUGCACAUGCACCCGGAUAUCAUUCCGAACAGGGGCAUUUUUGGGAAAGAAAUCUGGUACUGGUCAUGGAGGCGAUUUGAAACAACGGGUAAAUUCGGCAAGUUCAAGAUGGGAAUGACCUUGGAAGAGUUUACAAACCAGUUCUUUAGUUCCAAAUUGCAGACCACAAAUACCAAUGGCAAACACAACAAAAUCACGGGUAACGGUGAUCCAAUGGACUUUUGGGACCGCUUCCGUGAGAGCAACCUGCCGCAAAACACGCCCGGCGCCGACGAGCUGCUCUGGACGACGCCAUAUGCCGUCCACCACGUCAACCCGAACGUCAAGCUGCUACUCAUGCUACGGAAUCCCGUCGACAGGUUGUAUUCUCACUAUUUCCAUGGUCAAUACGGCAAAACGGCACAAUCCUUCCAUGACCAUGUGGCUCCAAUCUUUACGAGCUUUUACAUCGUGCACCUGUUGGAGUGGCUAAAUGCGUUUCCGCGGGAGCAGAUCUUGAUUUUCCGGAACGAGGAUUACACGGUGGACAUAAAGGGCACCAUGACGGACAUAUUCCGCUUUUUAAACGUCGACGUCCCCAACGACCGCGUUCUCACGCAGAUGGCAAACAUGGCCCCAUUCUACGAGUCAAAGAAGCGGAAGUCGGCCGGGCCCAUGCUACCAGAAACCAAGCGCCUUCUGGUGGAGCUCUAUCGGCCCUACAACGAGCAGCUCGCGGCUUUCCUCGGGGACGAGAGAUUCGCCUGGCGCGACGCCUCUUUUGCCACCGCAUAG
Messenger RNA from Dreissena polymorpha, 1059 nucleotides. Its product is annotated as carbohydrate sulfotransferase 15-like. The transcript has 7 exons. NCBI's taxonomy places the organism in Eukaryota, Metazoa, Mollusca, Bivalvia, Myida, Dreissenidae. Bases 1 to 1059 code for a protein of 352 amino acids. The record is from RefSeq and is a predicted model, not a curated record. Gene Ontology annotation, molecular function: N-acetylgalactosamine 4-sulfate 6-O-sulfotransferase activity. Gene Ontology annotation, biological process: hexose biosynthetic process.